AUGUAAUAAGUGGAACCAAUAAUCACAAAAUUGAGAUUAUAAGAAUUAGAUGAAUAUGAACCAUUGAAGAGAUUCUUAUUGAAUAUACGGUUAUUGAUGACAAUAAUAAUAUAAAUAGCCAAAAAUAAAGAUAUCCCAGAUCACAUUUGGAGCUUUAUUAAUUUCAAUAUUGUGUACAUUAAUAGGUAUAGCACCAAGAGUUGUUAUUGGUUUAACUGGAUGUUUGAUACCAUCAAUUUAAGCAAUAAAUAAAUAUUAGAGAUAAGGUAUUUAUAAGAAAGUAAUAAAAUGGAAAUUAGGUGAGAUUUACACAUGCCUACCUUAUUUUAUAAUAUUUUCAACAUAUUUGACAUUCUAAGGAUGGAUAAUGUGGAUCUUUUAAUUUAUACCAUGUUUAAAUACAAUGUGUUUAUUGUUUGUUAUAGCACUUUAUCAUCCUGAUGUACAAUUAUCAAAUUAAAUAUGGAAUUUAUUGUAAAAAAUAUUAUGA
Messenger RNA from Paramecium sonneborni, 490 nucleotides. NCBI's taxonomy places the organism in Eukaryota, Ciliophora, Oligohymenophorea, Peniculida, Parameciidae. The record is from the annotation of a GenBank genome assembly.